Messenger RNA from Phasianus colchicus (ring-necked pheasant), 4462 nucleotides. The record is from RefSeq and is a predicted model, not a curated record. Lineage: Eukaryota; Metazoa; Chordata; Aves; Galliformes; Phasianidae.
GAGGAAAUGGGAGGCCAUAGCUGACCAUGAGAGGGUGAGCGUGUGCUCCUGGGUCUGAGGGACAGCUGCACUGACUCUUCUUGUUGUCUUUAACUAGGUUAUGUGGGUAUGCAAUUUAUGUCGAAAGCAACAAGAAAUCUUAACAAAAUCCGGAGCGUGGUUUUUUGGAAGUGGACCACAGCCAUCACCCAGCCAGGAUGGAACACUGAGUGAUACGGCAACUGGUGCAAGCUCUGAUGCACCGAGAGAAAAGAAAGCCAGGCUUCAAGAGAGGUCAAGAUCACAGACUCCUUUAAGCACAGCAGCUGCCUCAUCACAGGAGAUCUCUCCUUCCACAGUUCAGUCCGAUCGGAGGAAAGGAGCUGAGGUAUCGCAGCCAGCUAUGGGCCUGGAGCAAAAGCAAGUUUCAUCAAGGUCUAGAAGUGAGCCUCCAAGAGAGAGGAAGAAGACGUUGGUUUCAGACCAGAAUGGCAAAGUUGUAAAGAGUGAGCGUAAGCGUGUGCCAAAAACCUCACUUCAAAAAGAAGGACCAGCAGAUGACAGGGAACGUAAAGAAAGGCAUGAAAAUAGAAGACUGGAAAAAGGGAAGUCACAAGACUAUCCCGACUUGCCAGAAAAACUUGAGGAAGGCAAAGUGCCUGAUGAUGAAAAACAAAGGAAGGAAGAUGAAUAUCAUACUCGGUACAGGAGUGACCCCAAUCUGGCAAGAUAUCCUGUUAAACCACAUCCUGAGGAACAGCAAAUGCGCAUGCAUGCCAAGGUUUCUAAAGCACGGCAUGAGAGAAGACACAGUGAUGUAGCUUUGCCACACACAGAAAUGGAGGAAGCGGAGGUACCUGAGAAUAACUUAGGAAAACGCUCACAAUUACAGGGAACUCAGGACAGAAAAUCUCUUGUGGAAACUCAGAGGUCGUACUCUAUAGACAGAACAGGUGAUGUAAGAAUUUCUGUUUCUAAACAAUUAACUAAUCAUAGUCCACCAACUCCCAGGCAUAGUCCAGUUCCCAUAGAACACGUAGAAUACAAGAACCACGAUACCUUUAAAAAACAGAGCCGCCUUGAUCCUAGCUCUGCUAUUCUCAUGCGAAAAGCAAAGCGGGAGAAAAUGGAGACCAUGCUAAGGAAUGAUUCCCUUAGCUCUGACCAGUCGGAAUCAGUGCGGCCAUCCCCUCCAAAGCCUCAUAGAGCAAAAAGAGGCGGAAAGAAAAGGCAGAUGUCAGUUAGUAGCUCAGAGGAAGAAGGGGCAUCAACACCAGAAUAUACUAGCUGUGAAGAUGUGGAGAUAGAAAGUGAAAGUGUCAGUGAAAAAGGUGACUUGGAUUAUUAUUGGCUGGAUCCUGCCACGUGGCAUAGCAGGGAGGCAUCUCCUAUUAGUUCGCAUCCAGUAACGUGGCAGCCUUCUAAAGAGGGAGAUCGCUUAAUUGGGCGUGUUAUUCUUAACAAGAGAACAACCAUGCCAAAAGAAUCAGGUGCAUUACUGGGGCUAAAAGUUGUUGGGGGGAAAAUGACAGAAUUAGGACGACUCGGUGCCUUCAUUACCAAAGUGAAGAAAGGUAGCUUGGCUGAUGUGGUGGGGCAUCUCAGAGCAGGAGAUGAAGUUCUAGAAUGGAAUGGCAAACCCUUGCCUGGAGCUACAAAUGAAGAAGUUUACAACAUUAUUUUAGAAUCAAAGUCAGAACCUCAAGUUGAAAUUAUUGUUUCAAGGCCUAUUGGUGAUAUUCCUCGGAUUCCUGAGAGUUCUCAUCCCCCAUUAGAGUCCAGUUCAAGUUCUUUUGAAUCUCAGAAGAUGGAAAGGCCUUCUAUUUCUGUUAUUUCUCCAACCAGCCCUGGAGCCCUAAGGGAUGCACCACAAGUUCUACCAGGGCAGCUUUCUGUGAAACUGUGGUAUGACAAGGUGGGACAUCAGUUAAUAGUGAAUGUUCUACAAGCAACAGAUUUGCCACCAAGAGUAGAUGGACGGCCAAGGAAUCCCUAUGUAAAAAUGUAUUUUCUUCCAGACAGGAGUGAUAAAAGUAAAAGGAGGACCAAAACAGUAAAGAAAAGUCUAGAGCCAAAAUGGAACCAAACUUUUCUCUACUCGCAUGUACAUCGUAGAGAUUUUAGAGAGCGAAUGCUUGAAAUAACAGUAUGGGAUCAGCCAAGAGUACAAGAAGAAGAGAGUGAAUUUCUUGGAGAGAUUCUUAUAGAGCUGGAGACAGCGCUUUUAGAUGAUGAACCACAUUGGUAUAAGCUACAGACACAUGAUGAAUCUUCACUACCUCUGCCUCAGCCAUCACCUUUCAUGCCAAGAAGACAUGUUCAUGGUGGAGAAAGCUCUAGCAAAAAAUUACAGAGAUCUCGGCCAAUCAGUGAUAGUGACAUCUCAGAUUAUGAUGUUGAUGAUGGUAUUGGAGUUGUUCCUCCAGGUUAUAGAUCUAGCACUAGAGAAAGUAGAUCUACAACACUAACUGUGCCAGAACAGCAAAGAACAACACAUCAUCGUUCACGAUCUGUAUCUCCUCACCGUGGCGAAGAUCAGGGCAGGACCCGUUCACGUUUACCAAAUGUGCCAUCACAGAGGAGUUUAGAUGAAAUUCAUCAAAUGAGAAGAUCACGUUCUCCAACUAGACACCAUGAGGCCUCCAGAAGUCCAGCUGAUUACAGAUCCAGAGACAUGGAUAGUCAGUAUUUGUCUGAUCAAGAAAGUGAGCUUCUUAUGCUGCCCAGAGCAAAACGAGGAAGAAGUGCAGAGUGCCUACAUACCAUCAGAAGUUCUGUUAGGCACUAUAAAACACUACCACCCAAGAUGCCUUUACUAGAAAACGGUGUUCAUUGGAACCUAUACAGCUCAACUCUUCCUGCAUGUGCUAAGACCAAAUCAGUGGUUAGACAGGAUAUUUCUCUCCUUCGUGAUUGCCUUAAUUCACGAAUUCCGAAAUUUGGAGAUGAUCUACUGGUUAGUGAACUACAGCCCUCCCUUGACAGGGCUAGGAGUGCUAGUACCAACUGCUUGAGACCAGAUACUAGUUUGCAUUCACCAGAACGAGAAAGGCAAUCCAGAAAAGUGGAAAGAUAUAGCAGCCAAAAACAAACUAGGAAAGGCUCUGCAGCUGAAACAGAAAGAAUACAUCAACAAGGAAGUCCCACCCAGUCUCCUCCUGCAGACACAUCCUUCAGCAGUCGCAGGGGAAGACAGCUACCGCAAGUUCCAGUAAGAAGUGGCAGUAUAGAGCAAGCAAGCUUAGUAGUGGAGGAGCGAACAAGGCAGAUGAAAAUGAAAGUGCACCGUUAUAAUCAGACGUCAGGGUCUGGUUCUAGUCAAGAACAUGAGCGUGAGCAAUAUACCAAGUAUAACAUACAAACAGAUCAGUACAGAAGUUGUGAUAACGUCUCUGCCAAAUCAUCAGAUAGUGAUGUCAGUGACGUAUCAGCCAUUUCGCGAACCAGCAGUGCCUCACGCCUCAGCAGCACAAGUUUUAUGUCAGAGCAAUCUGAACGCCCUCGGGGCAGAAUCAGUACAUUUACUCCUAAAAUGCAAGGCAGACGGAUGGGGACUUCAGGGAGAAUCACUAAGAGCACAAGUGUGAGCGGAGAGAUGUAUAAACUGGAGCACAAUGAUGGGAGUCAGUCGGACACGGCUGUCGGCAUGGUUGGAACAGGUGGGAAGAAAAGGCGUUCCAGUCUUAGUGCCAAAGUGGUUGCCAUAGUGUCUCGAAGGAGCAGAAGCACAUCUCAACUUAGCCAAACAGAGGCUGGCAAUAAGAAGCUAAAGAGCACGAUACAAAGAAGCACAGAGACAGGAAUGGCUGCAGAGAUGAGGAGUCGUAUGGUUCGACAGCCAAGUCGAGAAUCCACCGAUGGCAGCAUAAAUAGUUACAGCUCUGAGGGCAACUUAAUAUUUCCUGGGGUACGGCUGGGCGCUGACAGUCAGUUCAGUGAUUUCCUUGAUGGACUUGGACCUGCACAAUUAGUAGGCCGACAAACACUGGCAACUCCUGCCAUGGGUGAUAUCCAGAUUGGCAUGGUGGAUAAAAAGGGACAGUUAGAAGUAGAAGUCAUUAGAGCCCGUGGCCUCACACAAAAACCUGGCUCCAAAUCUACCCCAGCUCCAUAUGUCAAAGUUUACUUAUUGGAAAAUGGAGCAUGUAUAGCAAAGAAGAAGACAAGAAUUGCACGGAAGACCCUUGAUCCUUUGUACCAACAGACACUAGUUUUUGAUGAAAGUCCACAGGGUAAAGUCCUCCAGGUAAUAGUUUGGGGAGACUAUGGCCGAAUGGAUCACAAAUGCUUCAUGGGAGUUGCCCAGAUCCUUCUCGAGGAAUUGGAUCUGUCCAGUGUGGUAAUAGGCUGGUAUAAAUUAUUCCCACCUUCAUCACUAGUGGAUCCAACCUUGACUCCCUUGACACGCAGAGCUUCCCAGUCGUCUCUGGAAAGUUCAACUGGGCCUCCCUGCAUUAGAUCAUAGAAGCAGGUGCUGCCUAAU